This is a messenger RNA of Rubroshorea leprosula, 488 nucleotides long. The record is from the annotation of a GenBank genome assembly. Lineage: Eukaryota; Viridiplantae; Streptophyta; Magnoliopsida; Malvales; Dipterocarpaceae.
AUAUAUAUGUAUAUCUAAACAUAUAUUCUUUAACAGGGGACAAUAAUGGAGCUCGAUGUGGACCUACAGUGCUCAAAAUGCUACAAAAAGGUCAAAAAACUUCUCUGCAAAUUUCCUGAAAUACGAGAUCAGGAGUAUGAUGAGAAGGCAAACAAGGUGAAAAUCAAGGUGCCCACGUGUUUUGUUAUUGUAAAUGCUGCAGCGGAAGGCCUUGGGGCCCAUGUUACUGUGGCGGGCAAGUCCAAUGGGUUCCGUGUCAUGGGAAACCCGUUUGCGACAGCUGGACCAGUUGUGGAGAAACUGAACCAGGCUGCUCAUUCAUGUAAAUACUAAUAAUAAGACUGUGUUUGGAAUCCAGCCAAGUUAAAUCCAAUAAUAAGUAACUGUUGUUUUACAAAUUAGAUUUAGAAUUUAAUUAGUUUGGAGAUCAGCAUUUAAAAACAUUAAUUUUUAUAAAUAUAAUUAGUUAAUAUAGGAUGUUUUUAAAG